AUGAGCAAUAAACCUAUUAUAAAAAAUAGAGAAUUUGCUGAAAUUCAAAUUACAGCAGAACAACUGAUCAGAGAAGCAAGAGACAAUCAAACACCUUCUUAUACACGACCUAAAAUGACAAUUCAUGAUGAAGAAGAAUUACAAGCGUAUAGAUUAACUAAAAGAAAAGAAUUUGAACAAGGUGUUACUAAAGAACGACAAAAUCCAAAAAGAUGGACAAGAUAUGCAUUUUGGGAAGAAGAACAAGGAGAAUAUGUAAGAGCACGUUCAAUAUUUGAAAGAGCAUUAGAACAAGAUUACACCAUAGCAGAUACAUGGAUGAAAUAUGUUGAUUUUGAAUUAAGAAAUAACCAAGUAAAUAAAGCAAGAAAUAUAUUAGAAAGAGCAACGAGUUUAUUGCCAAUGGUUUAUAAACUUUGGUUUAAAUAUGUUAGACUUGAAGAAACAGUUGAGAAUUUUGAUCAUUGUAAAGAAGUGUUUGAAAAAUGGAUGACAUUUAAACCAGGAGAAUAUCCAUGGCUUGCUUAUAUUAAAUUUGAAAUAAGAAUAGGAGAAAUUAAAGUAGCAAAAGAAUUAUUUGAACAAGCAAAUCAACAACUUCAUUGUGAAGAAAUAUAUAAAGAAUGGGUUGAAUUUGAAAAAAGAUUUGGAACAGUAGAAAGUACAAGAGAGUUAUUUAAUAAAAUGGCAAAAGAUAUAGAAGUUUGUCAAAAUUCAUAUUAUCAAAUGUUUGCAGAAUUUGAAUUAAGUCAAGGAGAAAUAGAACGAGCAAGACAAAUUUAUUUAUUUGGAAUUGAUCAUAGUAAAGAAGAAAAUAAAAGAAUAUUACUUAAUAAUUAUGUAAAAUUUGAAAAGAUAAAUGGAGAAAUGAAAGAUGUUGAUAAUGCAAUUUGGAAAAAAAGAAGAUUUGAAUAUGAACAAAAAAUUCAAGAAAAUCCAUUUGAUUAUGAUACUUGGUAUGAUUAUAUUCAAAUGGAAAUGAAUGAAAUUGAAUCAGAAGAAACAACAACAAUGCUUUAUGAAAGAAUUAUAAGUCAAACUCCACAAGAAAUAACUAAAGAAAAAUGGACACGAUAUAUUGAAUUUUGGGUAUUAUAUGCACGAUAUGAAGAAAAGUUACAACACUACGAAAAUGCAUUUGAUAUAUUUUCAAGAACAAUAAAAAUUAUUCCACAUAAAUAUUUUACAUUCAAAAAGGUAUGGAGAGCAUAUGCAAAUUAUGCUAGAAGAAGAAAAAACAUCCCAUUAGUUAGAAAAAUUUAUGGUGCUGCUAUUGGGUGGUGUCAUAAAGAUGAUAUUUUUAAAGACUAUAUUGAAUUUGAAACAGAGAAUGGAGAACAAGAACGAAUUCAUAAAAUUCAAGCUAAAUGGAAUGAAUUUAAACCAAAAGAAAUAAAACAAGAAGAAGUCAAUAAUGAAUAA
Messenger RNA from Entamoeba histolytica HM-1:IMSS, 1422 nucleotides. RefSeq names its product crooked neck protein, putative. The transcript has a single exon. Gene Ontology annotation, cellular component: Prp19 complex; post-mRNA release spliceosomal complex; precatalytic spliceosome. The record is from RefSeq and is a predicted model, not a curated record. Gene Ontology annotation, molecular function: protein binding. NCBI's taxonomy places the organism in Eukaryota, Evosea, Mastigamoebida, Endamoebidae. Gene Ontology annotation, biological process: mRNA splicing, via spliceosome; spliceosomal complex assembly. The coding region runs from base 1 to 1422 and encodes 473 amino acids.